AAUUUCAUUGCUUGGAUAUAGGAAACAGAUUUGUUCUCUGAUAUUUUGGAUUAAAUAAGAUGAGUGAAAAAAAAAAAAAAAAAAAGUGAGCGAGUUUAGACAAGAAAGCAACAAUACAGAUUUAAAUAGUAUAGAAAACCAUAAUAAAAUAUAUAUACUGAUAAAGAGAAAUAAAAAAUCCCAAAACUGCGAGCGUAUUUGUUUGUGAGAGAGAAUCAAAGAAGAGUUUAUGUGUAUGGAAAAGGAUGAGCAAGGAAGAGGAGGAGGAAGCUUAUAACAACAACAACUAUAUUAGCUCAUCAGCUCGUGAUUGCAUCGAACAAGACGAUGAUGAUAGUAACAACACUAAGAAGAUCCAAGCAUGGGGCACGUGGGAAGAGCUGUUAUUAGCAUGCGCCGUUAAGCGACACGGAUUCCGUGACUGGGACUCCGUCGCUACGGAGGUUCGUUCCCGGAGUUCUCUCCCCGACGUCCUUGCCUCUGCUAACAAGUGUCGACACAAGUAUCGGGAUCUAAAGCGUCGAUUUCAUGAACAAGAAAAAACCGAUACGGCUCCGGCAGAGGAGGAGGAGACGACUGCCAUGGCCGACGAAGAAAAAACAGAGAACGUCGGUAUCCCUUGGCUUGAAGAGCUCCGAAAUCUUCGUGUAGCUGAGCUCCGUCGAGAAGUUGAACAAUACGAUGUGUCGAUAUUAUCGCUUCAGUUGAAGGUUAAGAAAUUAGAGGAGGAGAGAGAAGAAGAGAAACCAGAUCUGGAAGACGAGAGGAAAAAAGAGAGAUCGGAGAACGACGGUUCUGAAACAGAGCACCGUGAGAAGACUGUUUCAGCGGCGGAGGAAUCUGAUCGGGAAAACGGGUCGAUGAACGAGUCGAACUCUACAGCAACCGUAGGAGAAGACGACAGAGUUGGCGGAGGUGAACCGAGUCAGACUCGAGAUGAUGACUCGGCUGAUAAUGAUAAUAAUCCUGAUCCGGUUAGUAAGGAUACGGCGGGGGAGGAUGAGGAAGGAUCGGAUAGUAGAGGAUCGGAAGCGAGUCACUCAGACGAGUUAGGCGAGUCAGGGACGUCGGAAAGGAAGUGGAAACGGAAACACGGUGGUUCCGGCGAGAUCAGAUCGGAUGAGAGUAAAUCUCAGCCGUUGAUUGGUCUUCUUGAUCUGAUUCGGUCCCAUCCGCGUGGAUCUUUGUUCGAACGCCGGCUUCGGAGCCAGGAGGCCAAGGAUUACAAGAGCAUGGUUAAGCAACAUUUGGACAUUGAGACAAUACAGAGAAAUUUGAAGCAAGGAUCUUAUGAUUCUUCAACCCUCACUUUUUACAAAGAUCUACACCUUCUCUUCACAAACGCCAUUGUCUUCUUUCCUUUAUCUUCCGCUGAAUCAAUGGCUGCUCACGAACUAAGAGCCGUUGUUUCUCGAGAAAUGAGGAAAGAGACCCGGAUAUCUGGUCCCAGGUUUAUAAACCGGGAAGUCUCAGCUACGAAUAGUGGCAAAGCUGAUGCUGAAACGUCAGACUCGUCUCUCUCUAGACAGAAAUCUUCGGCUCCUCUUGUCGUUUGUAAGAAGAGGAGUUCUGUUUCCACUAAGGCUUCUCCUUCGUCCUCAAGCUUUAGCCAACAGGAGGAGAUGGAAGAAGAGACAUUAUCAGAGGAGAAAGAGAACACUGUAACUGGUGUAAGAAGCUCGAGAAGGGCCAGCAAACCAGUUGCUGCUACUGCGGCUAUCUCUAAUUGUACCACGAAGGGUAAAAGCAAGAACAAACUGAAACAUAUGGAGUCGAAAACAAAUCCGUUGAAUGAUAAUAGUAGUCAGCAAGAGACAGGUAAAACAGAGAAGAAGAUGAUUUCAUCAGACAAGAAGAAGAGCGUGGCUGAUUUCUUAAAGAGAUUAAAGAAGAACUCUCCACAGAAAGAAAGCAAAGAUCAGAAUAAGAGCAGUGGAAGUGGUAAGAAAGAUAGUAAAGCAAAACCAAGAGAACUUAGAAGUAGCAGAGUGGGUAAAAAGAAGGCCGAGUUAGCGAUUACUCCGGUGAAAAGAGCCCCCGGGAGACCGCAGAAGAAAACAGCAGAGGCAGAAGCAACUGCAACCGCAUCUGCCUCGGGAAAACGGGGUAGGGAUACCGGAAGCACGGGAAAGGACAAUAAACAGCCAAAGAAAAGAAUUAGAAGAUGAGAGUUUAAAACAUCUUUUUCCCCUUUGGUGGCUUUUCUUAAGAGCUUAAGGUAUUGUAUAUCGAUAGAGUUCGCUUUGGAGUAUAUUAUCUUAAUUCUAACAUUAGAAAUCAUAUUUUCUCAUAGUUAUGGAUUAGGAAAAGUGUAUUUUGGCUUUGUUGGCAUUUGUAAUGUUCAUUAUAUUUUUUCUCA
Molecule: messenger RNA, 2359 nt
Organism: Capsella rubella
Lineage: Eukaryota; Viridiplantae; Streptophyta; Magnoliopsida; Brassicales; Brassicaceae
Product: bromodomain and WD repeat-containing protein 1
Exons: 3
Coding region: 246-2168 (640 amino acids)
Molecular function (GO): protein binding
Source: RefSeq, a predicted model, not a curated record